Molecule: messenger RNA, 346 nt
Organism: Rotaria sordida
Lineage: Eukaryota; Metazoa; Rotifera; Eurotatoria; Philodinida; Philodinidae
Source: the annotation of a GenBank genome assembly
AUUUUUUUCUAUUGUAGGUUGUACAAUUAUACAAUGUAUUUACACCCGAGAAAAAACUGAAUGAUUUUAAAACAUUAUAUUUAGUUUUUAAUUUUCUUGAUUAUAACUUGAACCAAAUUAUUAAACGUAGCAAACCAUUGCCAGAAGAUCAUAUUAGAUCGAUUAUCUAUUCAAUUAUUCGUGGUUUGAAGUUUAUUCAUUCAGCUGGUAUUAUGCAUCGUGAUCUAAAGCCAGCAAAUAUUGGAAUAGAUCGAGAGUUAAAUGUUGCAAUUCUUGAUUUUGGCUUAUCUCGUGUUAUAUCAGAUGGUUAUCAAACUGGUUAUGUUGCUACCCGAUGGUGGCGUGC